This is a messenger RNA of Vanrija pseudolonga, 2053 nucleotides long. RefSeq names its product Ferric reductase transmembrane component 4 (gene FRE4). Gene Ontology annotation, biological process: reductive iron assimilation. Gene Ontology annotation, molecular function: ferric-chelate reductase activity. The record is from RefSeq and is a predicted model, not a curated record. Lineage: Eukaryota; Fungi; Basidiomycota; Tremellomycetes; Trichosporonales; Trichosporonaceae. Bases 99 to 1979 code for a protein of 626 amino acids. Gene Ontology annotation, cellular component: plasma membrane. The transcript has 4 exons.
CAUGCUCCGUGGUCCAUUAUAACCUCUGCGCAAGGUCAAGAGCACGACGUCGCCCCUCUCGCUCGAUACCUGGGAGCUAUCCGACACCGACGAGCACCAUGGCGUCGUCUGUACUCACGCCGCGAUUCAGCCCCGGCGAGGCACCUCCACCCGAGUUCGACAUCUACAACUCGUACGCGAUCGACCCGCAAUGGCAGAACAAGUUCACCAUCAUCUGGACGUCGGUCAUGGCCUUCACGACGGUCAUGUCCAUCCCGUGGGUCGUGCGCGCGUGGCGCGCCAAGCGGCUGUACGCCGGCCUGGCGAUCCGCGAGACGAUGAAGCGCCAGGCCGUCGUUGAGCCCGCUGUGCCCGCGCACACGGGCGCGAAGAGCACGUCGGUGUUUGCGCGCACCUACAGGGCAGGGUACGCCCUCUGGCAGAGCUUUGCGCUCGUGGCCCUCCCCAUGCCAAACAUGACCUUCUGGAAGAGCCAGGUCGCAGACUGCUGCCGCCGCUCGUACCUCUCCCUCGGGCUGGCGCAGGCGCUCCUCGUCGCAUGCUACGCCGGCACGGUGAUUGCGUGCAUCGUCACCUCGGCCGAGCUGUGGCAGAACUCGAACCGCGCGGGCUUUAUCGCCGUCGCGACCCUCCCGCUCAUCAUUCUGCUCAGCGUCAAGUCGCCGCUUCCCCUGCCCGUCUUCCUCCCCUCCCUCUCGUACGAGCACUACAACUUCCUCCACCGCUGGGCCGGCCGCGUCAUGUGGCUCGCCACCACGGUCCACGGAUCCCUCUGGCUCAACCAGUUCAUCUCGACAAAGCAGUGGAGCCAGGUCAAGGCCGAGAAGACAGUGCUCGGGUGCAUCUCGUACGCCAUGAUGUGCAUGGUCGUGGUUACCUCCCUCAAGCCCGUGCGCCGCAAGUUCUACCAGCUCUUCUGGAUCGCCCACAUUCUCUUCGUCGUCGGUCUGUUCACAGCGGUCGGUUACCACACACCUUAUGCCUUCCCUUGGUACUACCCCUGCAUCGCGCUCUACGGCUAUGACCAAAUUGCCCGCUUCCUCCGCUACCGCUUCAAGGACGCGACGCUGGUUCCCGUCGACCCGACGCUCACGCUCAUCCACAUUCCUGACUGCGACGCCGGCUGGCUCCCCACACAACACGUCUUCAUCCGCGUCUUCCGUGGACCCGGUCUGUUCGAGGCCCAUCCGUUCACCAUCACCAAUGCGCCGCCCAACGUCCUUGGCGGUCCCCGCGGCAUCACCCUCUACGCCAAGGUUUGCGGCGACUGGACCAAGCGGCUGCAUGAGAUAGCCUCGGACUGCACGUCCCUCGAAACCGGCGACGACUACGAGGAGCGCGAGGCGUUCAUUAAGGCCGAGGCCGAGGGCAAGCUCGAACCUGGGCACGACCACCCCGGACGCUGUGUCACCGUCAUGAUCGACGGCCCCUACGGCGGCCUGAAGAUGGACCUGGGCGAGUACGAGACAGUGCUUGUUGUUGCCGGCGGCUCGGGUGUCACCUUCCUUCUGGGAACGAUCGAGGAGGCGCUCAGCCGACGAAAGGCCGGCAAGGGCCCCGACAAUGUCGACGUCGCGUGGGUCGUGCGCGACAUGUCGACGAUUGUCGCCCUCGCGCCGACGCUCGCCUAUCUUGACAAUCUCGCCAAGCCGCUCGGCGUCAACCUUACCUACAGCUUGUACAUCACGGACCCGCCGUUCCCCAUGCCGCCCAUGCCCGACGUCCUCCCAGCGUCGACCACGCUGUCGCCAUACCGCCCCGAAGUGGCUCAGCUCGUGCGAGCCGCGCUUCCGGGCGGCUCACAGGAUGCCGAGACUGCGAGUGAGAAGCCGGAAUCCGCCCACGGUGGACUUGCCGUCGUCGCUGCAGGCCCAGAAGGGCUCGUGAUGGAGGCGCGCAACGCCGUCGCUGGUAUCAGUGUUAGCGGCCGAGUCAACGCCGGUGGUAUUGGGUUCCACGCCGAAGCGUACCAAUUGUAGAGGGGGCCGUCGCAUCAGCAGUCAGUAGAAAUCUAGAGCUUGCAUCCAUCACAUUAUGUAUCCGAUUCUUCAUA